Messenger RNA from Pyrus x bretschneideri (Chinese white pear), 3705 nucleotides. RefSeq names its product pentatricopeptide repeat-containing protein At1g19720. Gene Ontology annotation, biological process: RNA modification. The transcript is spliced from 2 exons. NCBI's taxonomy places the organism in Eukaryota, Viridiplantae, Streptophyta, Magnoliopsida, Rosales, Rosaceae. The record is from RefSeq and is a predicted model, not a curated record. Gene Ontology annotation, molecular function: protein binding; RNA binding.
CCGUUGAAUCUCACACAUUUCAUCCAUGAAUCCGUUAGUUCAGAGGGCAGUAUCGUCAUUUUGGUCCAAACAUUUUUUGACCGUUUUGAAUUAGCAUCUGAUGGUAAAACGGAUUCUAAAUUAGCAGUGGGCUACAAGUUUGGGGACAUUUCGACAAAUACCUCUGAAUAUUUUCCAUUUCUCCGCAUCUUCUUUCUGUCUCUUCGCGCGCCGCCGUAGAGCUCGGUUGCUGAGUCCUCGUCCUCCUCAUCCCUUUGCUCUUCUUCUUACUUGGCGGAGUUGUCCUUUCAUUAUCCAUUUCUUUCGUUUUGGAAAUGGAAACUCUUUGGACUUGUUUGCUCCCCAGUAAUCCCCUAUUCGCCCAACCCUCCCUCUCACAAAAACCCAGCAAUUCCCACAAACCCAAGUUCAAAUUGCAAGCUUCCACGGCCACAACCUGCGUUUCCACCACCGCCACACUAUCAAACCCAGCAAACCAACAAACCCAUAUCUCCUUUCCCGCCAAAAUCAGCAACAAUCCAAUAGCUGCCCAACCCAGUUCUGAAAUUGGUCGUUUCCUUUCAUUACUGAAGAGCAACCCUUUGUCUGACUGUAGACAAAUUCAUGCCCAAGCUCUGAAGUUGGAAGCUUUUGAGGCUAAUGGUUGGGUAAGAAACAAGCUUGCUAUGCUUUACUCGAAGAGUGAUGGGUUUUUAGACCAUGCACGUAAGAUGUUCAACGAUAUUCCCCAGAGAACUGUACCCACUUAUGGGGCGUUGAUAAGCGCAUAUUGUCGGUCAGAGCAGUGGGAAGAUUUAUUUUUGGUGUUUGAGUUGAUGAUUGAUGAGGGCAUUGUGCCGGAUAAAUACGUUGUGCCUACGGUUCUGAAAGCGUGUGCUCAGGUGCGGAUGUUGAGGACUGGUAAAAUGAUUCAUGGGCUUGUGAUAAGGAAUGCUUUGGAUUCCGAUGUUUUCGUGGGGAAUGCGCUUAUUGAUUUUUAUGCCAAUUGUGGGGACUUGGGAUUUGCAAUGACUGUGUUUGAUGCAAUGAGGGAAACAGAUGUAGUUUCAUGGACUGCCCUUGUUUCUGCUUUCAUGAAUGAAGGUCUUUUUGAAGAGGCAAUGGAGGUUUUCAAGUCCAUGCAGGUGAAUGGUGUCGAACCGGAUUUGAUCUCUUGGAAUGCGCUUGUAUCAGGGUUUGCGCGGAAUGGAGAGACUGAUUUAGCUCUUCAGUAUUUGGAAGCGAUGCAGGAAGAAGGGUUGAAGCCUAGGGUUAGUACUUGGAACGGAAUCAUUUCCGGUUGUGUUCAGAAUAGCUUUUUUGUGGAUGCCUUGGAUGCAUUCAAUAAUAUGUUAUGUUUCCCUGAGGAUCCAAACUCUGUUACAAUUGCAAGCAUAUUACCAUCUUGUGCAGGCCUGAAAGAUUUAAACUUAGGCAGGGCUGUUCAUGGAUUUGCUCUGAAGCGUCAGCUGUGUGAGAACGUUUACGUGGAAGGUUCGUUAAUUGAUAUGUAUUCAAAAUGUGGGAUGAAUGAUUACGCAGAGAGGAUUUUUUCCAAAGCCGAGAGUAAAAGCAUUUCUAUGUGGAAUGAGAUGGUUGCAGCAUAUGUAAAUGCAGGAGAAGCAAAUAAGGGAAUAGAACUUCUUAGAGUAAUGCAUAGUCAUGGCAUAAAACCUGAUGUGGUAUCUUAUAACACAAUAUUGGCUGACCACGCAAGAAAUGGGCAAAUAAAUGAGGCAUAUGAGUUGCUUUAUGAGAUGGUCCGAAUGGAUUUGAAGCCAAAUAUUAUUUCGUUCAACGUUUUAAUUUCCGGAUUUCAACAAUUUGGGCUUAGUUUUGAAGCUUUGAAAGUGUUCCAGACCAUGCAAUCCCCAUCGAGUGGUUACUUUGGUAAUGAUGUGCUCCAUAAGUCAGUUCAACCAAACUCCAUUACCAUUGCCGGUGCUCUUGCAGCUUGUGCUGAUCUUAAUCUACUAUGCCAGGGGAAGGAAAUCCAUGGAUACACGUAGAAGACUAGCGUCGAGCCUAAUAUCUAUAUCUCAAGUGCAUUGAUCGACAUGUAUUCAAAAUGUCAUGAUAUUGCCUCAGCAGCAAAAGUAUUUAGGAGAACUGAUGAUAAAAACACAAUCUGUUGGAACGCUUUGAUUGCAGGCCAUGUCAACAACAAGCAGCUGGACCGAGCUCUUGAGCUUUUCGGUGAAAUGCUGGAAGAAGGUCUUGGACCAAGCUCUGUUACGCUUAUGACACUUCUUCUCACUUGUGGUGAUUUGGAAGCUCUCAGGUUUGGAAGAGAAUUACAUGGACAUAUCAUAAAGAGUCAUCUCGAUCAGUCUAAUUUUAGCCUUGCGAGUGCCUUAGUAGGCAUGUAUGCUAAGUGCGGUAGUAUCAAGGAUGCUAAAUCAGUCUUUGACUUUGAAGUUAAAGGGGAUGUUUCUGUAUGGAGCUCCUUGCUUUCUGCUAAUUUAACUAACGGAACGGCCAAGAAGGCCAUUGCCUUAUUUCGGAAGAUGCGGUUACUCGGGGUUGAGCCUGAGGUAUAACCUUUACUUUACUCGUUGAGCUUGUGAUCAUGAUAGCGUAGCAGAAGAAGGAUGAAAAUGUCACAAAAUCAUUGAAGAACGAACUUUGUGCUUUUUUGAGUUUCUCCUUCAGGCACAUGGAUGGUUAAUUAUUUCGGUAGUGCCAGUUUUGAUUUCUCCGUAAUCAUGUUUUGGAGAACAAAAAUGAACAGAUGAAAAAGUUUUCAGAUGCUAAUCCUUCAAUCGACGUGUCUAAGAAUUUAAUAUUUAUUGACUGCCAGAGAUCGAACAAAGUUGCAUAAGAUUGAUGAGAGGGAGAUCUUUAUGCUUCUAUCACCACAUGAAGGACGGGAUACAUAGAUGCCCGAAUGUAUAGUCACAAAGUAGAACCAAGUUGUAGGUUUUGGAAGCUACUUCCUAUGGUGACAUCUGUGCUGGAGUCAAAAGAGCUUACGAAAAACAUUUGGGGAAACAAGAAGAUUUGGAUUGAACUUCGAUGUUGUUUGAUCGAGGGAGAAUGCUUGUGCAGCAUGUAUCACAAGCAUCCAGAAAAUAUAAGUUUAGAAAGUUGGUUCCUGCAUUGGUCAUGCCAUAGAGCUUACCAGUUGGAAGCUGCAAAAGCAACAGAGUUAUCUUCAUUGUUAAAGAGGUUUUGGCACUUUCUAUUCCUACAUUGUUGCGGAUAUGUGACCUUCCAAGUUUGCUCUUAAGAAGAUAUUUGUAAGAUCAGUGCAGAUUUCCACUAGAGGAGACUCUCGGCGUGACAUUCUUCCAGGCGUUCGUAUCCCGCAAGAAGCAAGAACACAGAGAAGGGUUCAAGUAUAUUUAUGCCUCCCUGGCAUUGUCUCACAUUCAGCUGAUCAGAAGCUCCGAAGAGUAUGGCCAAGAACUAGUAAUGUCGUGGAUCAAAUCGCUUGGACUCAAAGUACAUUCCAACCCGUCUUUCAGUGCUAGCCUGCAACACUUGUUUAGCACUCUAUUGUUGUCAGCUACCGUUAUUUGAGAACGAGCAAGGAACACGGGCUUCAUUGCCCCGAAAAGAAAAGCAAAGGCAGAAAUAUACAUAACCAGACUUUCAUGCUACCCAUUAUCAAAUUUGAAGUCUCCCACUUGUUGUGCAGCCUUAGAUAGGAGGGUGGAGGACGUUUGGACAUUGUAUAUGUAUACAUACUGUCAUUCAUAUCAUUAAUUGGUAUUUAAAAGUGAA